This is a messenger RNA of Blepharisma stoltei, 3365 nucleotides long. NCBI's taxonomy places the organism in Eukaryota, Ciliophora, Heterotrichea, Heterotrichida, Blepharismidae. The record is from the annotation of a GenBank genome assembly.
AUGGGAAACUGUGCUCACUCCCCCCCCCUUUAAAUGAAACAAAAUAUAGGUAAAAUUCCUACUUUUUUGGGAAAUUACCCCCCCUUUAAAUUGAAACAAAAUUUUAUUAUAAUAGAAAAUUUUAUAGGUAAAAAAUCAUUAUUUUAUAUGUAAAUACGUUAAUACCCUAUUUAAUAUGCUUCAAACAUAGGCAUUGUCAUAAAAUUAUAAUGUUAUUAAAUAUAAUUUACUCAAUUUAUUGUCUCUUUAAAUUUAUAUAAUUUAUUUUCUAUAAAAUUUUAUCUCUGAAAAAAAUUUUAUAUAUAAAUUGUUUUACAAAAAAAUUUUCUUAACCCCCCUUUAAAUUGAAACAAAGUUUUUUGUUUCAAUUUAAAGGGGGGGGGGGAGUCAGACAAAAAAUUCUAACAAAUCCAAAUCAAAGAUAUCACGAAAGAUUUCUUUUAAUCUAAAAUCUGUAGCAUCAGAUCCCACUGCAAAAACUUCAGGACUUAUCUCUGUAGGAUCAAAUCCAUACUCCACUGGCCCUGUUGCUGACAAAAAAUCAGCAAAAAUUUUUCUUACCCCUAAAGCCUCUGACCAGUCCAAAGCUUUUUUCCGAACUCCUAAUGGAAGGAAAAAAACUGCAGCACAAAACUUUUUACGUAGCAAAGAAACAAGUGAGGAAUAUAAAACAAAUCAAAUAAAAAGCGAAAAUGAUUAUCAGAUUAUAAGAAAAGCUAUAGAAAGCAUUAUUCUUCUGAACUCAUUGCCAAAAAUGAUUCUUGAAUUGGUUAUCUCAGAAAUGAGCCUAUAUUUCUUACAUAAAAAUGAUAUUUUAUUUAGCCAGGAUGAGUAUGGAAAUACUUUAUUUAUUGUCGCUUCAGGAAAAUUAGGGUUAUUUGCUGAUGAAGUUUCUAAAGGAUCUCUUAAAAGAGGGCAAUAUAUUGGAGAAAUUGCCCUAAUGCACAGCUUUAAGCAUGGAGUGACUGUAAAAGCUUUAGAAAAUUCCUUACUUUGGGGGAUUGAUAGGAAGAAUUUUAGAUUAGUUAUAGAAAGCAUAAGCACAAGUAUUUACAAUGAUAAUAAAAAUCUGAUAGAAAAUUCUCAAAUAUUCAGACAAUUGACUAUAUCCCAAAAAGAAAAAAUUUUAGACAUAAUUAUUACCCAAGAAUUUUCAGAUGGAGAAAUAAUCGUAAAUGAAGGAGACUUAAGUGAAUUUAUUUAUAUCAUAAAAGAAGGAACAGCUAUAUGCAAGAAAAAUAACAUAGAUAUUAAAGAACUUAAAAGAGGAGACUAUUUCGGAGAGCAAUCUCUUCUUUAUAAAACCAAAAAAACAAUGUGUGUAGUGUCCAAAGGAAAAGCAAAAAUUUUGUGUUUAAGCAGAAGCGAUAUUUAUAGAGUCCUCGGAGAUUUUUUACAAAAAAUUUUACAUAAAAACUGCAUCAAAAAAGCUAUAAAAAGAAAUGAAAUAUUACAACAGCUGAGCGAAGAUCAAAUUUGUGCUAUAAUUAAUAAAGUGAAAACAAAGAAUUAUAUGAAAGAUGAAAAUCUGUCGAUUUCAAGUGAAAAGGGGCCUCGUUUACUUUUUAUAUUAAAUGGAUCCAUAAAAUCAAUCCAUACAGAUAGUGAAUUUAUACAAGGCCAGUGUAUUGGAGAUAGAGAAAUGCUAAAUCCAGAGCAAAUUAAUGAUGAUGAAUAUAUAAGCACUGCAAGCACUGAUAUAGCUGAAUUGACGAUCAGUGAAUUUCAGGAGUGCAUAGGAGGAAGUUUAGAAAAUGUUAUUAAUCAAAACGAUGUGAUAAAAGUGCUUAAAAAUGUAGCUCUUUUCGAUCCUAUACCGAACCAUAAAUUAGAGCAGCUUGUUAGCGUUAUAAAGAUUUGUGCAUUUAGAGAUAAACAAUCUCUAUAUUUGGAAGGAGCAGAAGCGGACUGCUUUUUUAUUGUGAUAGCAGGUAGAGUUGAUAUAUUAAAAGGUGAGGGCAAGGUUAAUACAUUCAAAACUGGACAUUUAUUUGGUGUAGAAGUUUUUAAUCUGGAUAAACAUAGAACCUUCACUCUGCAGAUGGGUUUUGCCCCGCUAUAAGGGCUUUUUCCUGACUACAGAUGCCUGCAGAGGGUCGAGAUAAGCGGCUGGAGCAGAGAUCAGUGAAUGCUGAGAUGAAGUAAGUGGCGAGCAAGUCUUAAACCUACAUUCUCAAGCGGCAUGGGUCGUUUACUGGUCAUCGGCAACAACUGGAGAGGAGGUUUUGGAAUCUCGAGGAUGAGAACUGUGCAAUAAGUCCAUAAUAGCUGAGAUGCCACCUGAUGAUACCCUCAGGUGAGCUCGAUCAGGAAUUAAGAUUAUAAGUAAGGAUAAACAUAGAACACAGAGUGCAAUAUCUCAUGGAAACUCUACUGUUUAUUCUAUUGAAUAUCAAGAAUUCAUUGAUACUAUUAGUGAAAAUCUUCAUAAAGUUAUUAAAAAAUAUACACAGCUUCAUAUUGAAGAUUUUAACUUGAGAAAUUUUUAUGUCAUAAAAAGCCUGAGCAAUAAUAAGCAUACCCAUCUUUUUCUGGUAGUUCAAAAAUACACAAAGCAACUAUAUACACUAAAAAUUACAGAAAAAUCUCGUGUUUUUAAUCACAACAUUUCCGAAAAACUAUUACUAUUACGAUAUCCAUUACUUUCGAAUAUAUUAGCUCACAAAGAAGAUGAAGAAAGAAUUUAUCAAUUAGAAGAAUUCGUCAAAGGAUCAGAUUUAUAUGAAAUUUUAAAAGAAGUAGGCCCAUUUUCUAAUAAAACUGCAAAAUUUUAUGCAGCCUGUAUAAUCUUGAUAAUAGAAAAAUUGCAUGAAUUAGGAAUUAUGCAUAGAGAUUAUAAACCAGAAAAUAUUAUGAUAGACGAAGAUGGUUAUCCAAAACUAAUUGAUUUUAAUGCAGCAAAAAUCAUUAAUGGGCGCACUUACACUGUCAUCGGAACUCCGCACUACAUGGCACCAGAAGUUAUUUUAGGUAUAGGCUACAAUUUCUCAGCUGAGUACUGGAGUUUAGGAACAAUUAUUUAUGAAUUUUUAUAUGGAAAAUUACCUUUCGGCGAAAACUAUGACGAUCCAUAUUCAAUUUACCAACAAAUCCUCCAAAAUAGCCUAGUAUUUCCUGACUCACCAAGAAUAAAAUCAGAAGUAAGGCAUUUAAUAUCCCAGCUUUUAAGCAAAAAUCCAGCAUUACGGAAGAAUCACGAAUCCUUGAAGCUUCACCCAUGAUUCCACAGCAUAGACUGGGAAGAAUUAUCCGACCGAUCCUUAUCCUCACCAUACAAUCCUCCAUCGCACAAUAUGUAUUCAGAAAUAGCCGAAGCAAUAAGAAACAAAGAAGACCCUCUUUAUGUGAUGAUGCUGAAGAAUUAA